AUGGAGCAUAACCCGUAUCUAAUCAAGAAUGAAAAUGUCGCCCCAUCCAGAAGCUCGUCGAUCCCUUCGUAUUACAAUAGGAAUUCCGAGAUGAAUCAGAUUAGGGAGGAGAUUGAAGCAAUCACCUCCCGAAAAAACUUCAAUCGAGACUCCGAUUCAAUGCAGGAAGUGAUUGAUAUCAUGACCCGUCAGAUCAAUAAAUGGGAACAACUGGAAGACGACUACGGACCGGAUGCGACUCGUCAGAGGAAUAUUGAGGCAUUCCAGAGGAAACGGGACUCGUGGGAAAAGAAAAAAGAGCAAGCGGAGAGAGCAUUUUAUGAGAGAAGAGACAGAAUGAAGAGGGAGAUGGAGUAUGAUAAUGGGUACAGUAGGAAUCAGAUCAGAAGGGAGAGAAGAAUGGAUGAUGACUCGGAUAGUGACGUGAUGGAAGAUGACCUGGAUACUCGAAAUUUCCGUCGACAACCUCUAGGCAACCUAGAUUAUUCCAGAAAAGAUAAUUGUGUGAGAGGGCGCGAAGCGAAGCCGAUGGCAUUGUUGAAUAGAGAUCGUUCCCGUUCUAGAUCUCCCCUCCUUCUCCCCCGUCAAGACCAUCCCUCAACUUCACUCCAACUCCGUCGUCCCAACAUUCCAUCGACCCCUCCCGUGAGAGUCCGUCCAGGCAAAAGUCGUGUCACCAAAUCGAAAACCCGCAAAUGGCGUCCUGGACAGAAGGCUCUUCUCGAAAUUCGAAAAUACCAAAAGUCCACCGACAUGCUCAUCCAAAAAGCUCCAUUCGCUCGUCUCGUCCAGGAAAUCCUUCGAGAAUCCACAAAUGAGAGUCACGAUUACCGUAUCCGUGCAGACGCUCUCAUGGCAUUACAAGAGGGUGCCGAGGCGUUUAUGGUGGAAAUGUUCGAGGGGUCCGUGUUGAUUUCGAAUCAUGCGAAACGGGUCACGUUGAUGCCCACUGAUGUUCAGCUGUAUAGACGUUUGUGUCUCAGAAAUUUGUCUUAA
Messenger RNA from Caenorhabditis remanei, 996 nucleotides. RefSeq lists its product as uncharacterized. NCBI's taxonomy places the organism in Eukaryota, Metazoa, Nematoda, Chromadorea, Rhabditida, Rhabditidae. The transcript is spliced from 4 exons. Gene Ontology annotation, cellular component: nucleosome. Gene Ontology annotation, molecular function: protein heterodimerization activity; structural constituent of chromatin; DNA binding. The record is from RefSeq and is a predicted model, not a curated record. The coding region runs from base 1 to 996 and encodes 331 amino acids.